Aspergillus sclerotioniger CBS 115572 is the source of this 864-nucleotide messenger RNA. Its product is annotated as acetate uptake transporter family protein. Gene Ontology annotation, cellular component: plasma membrane. Gene Ontology annotation, molecular function: acetate transmembrane transporter activity. The record is from RefSeq and is a predicted model, not a curated record. The transcript is spliced from 3 exons. Bases 1 to 864 code for a protein of 287 amino acids. NCBI's taxonomy places the organism in Eukaryota, Fungi, Ascomycota, Eurotiomycetes, Eurotiales, Aspergillaceae.
AUGCCCCCAUCAACCGACAGCGAGGAAAAAGCCACUCCCGCCCAACCAACCCUCACAAAUACCUCCACAAUCACCCCCAAUGAAAGGGGCUUCCAUUUCGACUUCGGGCCUCUUGCCCAUGUCAAUACUGCGGAAACCACCUUCCCCGCCUUCGCGGGUGAGCUCCAACCGGGCCUAUGGAAGCCCCCGAAGCAGCGCAAGUUCGCCAAUCCCGCACCCCUAGGGCUGUGUGGGUUCGCCUUGACAACCUUCCUCCUGGGUACAAUCAACAUGCAGACUCUGGGCAUCACUGCUCCGAACAUGAUUGUGGCUCCCGCAUUCGCAUAUGGAGGUUUAGUCCAGCUUCUCGCGGGGAUGUGGGAAAUGGCUCUCGGAAAUACCUUUGGUGCCACCGCUCUCUCCUCCUACGGCGGGUUCUGGAUCUCUCUAUCUAUCGUCUUCACACCUGGCGGCUUCAACAUUCAAGCCGCGUACGAGAAAGCCGAUGGUGGUAGUUUGGGCAUGUUCUACGAUGCCUUUGGCUUAUUCCUCAUGGGCUGGUUCAUAUUCACCUUCCUCCUCGUCCUCUGCACACUUAAAUCCACCGUCGUCUUCUGCGGUCUCUUCAUGGUCGUCGACAUCGCCCUUCUCCUCUUAGCAAUCGGCUACCUCCACCGCAACGGAACAGAUAUCCCCAACGCAAAGGCCAUCAAAGCAGGCGGACUGUUCGCGUUACUCGGCGCCUUCGGCGCCUGGUAUGUAGCUCUCGCGGGUAUCGCCGACGACAGUAAUAGCUUCUUCAUCGUGCCGGUGUUCCACUUCCCCUGGUCGGAGAAGGGGAGGGCCUCGAGACGGAUGAAAUCGGAGACGGAGGGGAGUGUUUAA